Haliotis rufescens (red abalone) is the source of this 2269-nucleotide messenger RNA. RefSeq lists its product as uncharacterized. The coding region runs from base 638 to 1582 and encodes 314 amino acids. The transcript has 2 exons. The record is from RefSeq and is a predicted model, not a curated record. NCBI's taxonomy places the organism in Eukaryota, Metazoa, Mollusca, Gastropoda, Lepetellida, Haliotidae.
UGCCUGGAUCUGGUUGCAUGACACAACCUAAUCCCGUCAAAUGAGCUCUCACAAGUCAAUGUUGAGAGAGCCGGGCACGGCCACAACGCUUAUGCCAACACAAAGCCUUUAAAGGUGUCAUUCAUGGGAGCUUCUGGUGCAUUAUAAGUAGACAACGAACGUAACCCCGCUAAGCGGCUCGGGCAAGUGGUGAAAGGGCUUAUUGCAACAUUACACCAAAGCAUUAUUAUCGGAGUCUUAGGAAGGACUCUCCAAGAAGUGGUCUCAGUGAUCAUCGUCAGCGUGGACGGCAAAUAGAAAUAAGCGAGCCUCCAGCCAGGUCCAGUCCGGGUGGUAAAAAGGAUGGCCAUGUAUACAGGCAACUGCACGUGGAAGGGGUCACAUCCAGAAACAAGCUGUAGUAUGUUUGUACACGGACAUUGCUGAACUGUAUGUUCUUUCAGAGUGGAUUACUGUUGUGGUUAACACGACCCUGUUGCACUGAGCGUCAUCUAGCCUCGCGGUGUCCUUACUUAGACAAGACAGUUCCUCUGUCGGGCCUCCUGGAACCAAUGUCAACACAAGAAUGGCAACGUUCACUGUGACGUAAUUCUCCGCCGUUGUGAACUGCGUACAGUGAUCCGGUCAUACCACAGUGAUGGCGGUUGACAUGAGCAUGACAGAGCGCCUGAUGCGCCAGAAGAACGCGACUCUCCAGAGGCAACUGGAGGUGACGCUCCGAAUCCUGGACAAGGAGGACCGGAUCUCCCAGCAGCAGCAUGUGAAGGUAUUCCAGGAGUACAGCCACUUCCUGCGGGAUCUCUCAGUCAGAUGCACCGGGCUCGACACCUACUCCCAGCCCGACACGCGUGCCAUGAGGAAAAACUCAGCCUUGAAGGACAGACGUCUUUCUGUGAUUCCAAUUGAGGACGGAACACAGGGCCAGAACCAAACACCAGCCAGUCCGCGAAUACCGAGGCCGUCCACUGUGGUAGUUCCUGUGGAGGUCAAGAGAGCCAGUUCAGCACGACGUCACCUCAGUCCGGAGAGACAGGAGCCGAGGUUCACAACAUGUAUGGAAGUUUUAGAUGAUAUAAUCCAAAACCAUUCUUUGAGAAAAAAGCCAAAUAGACAGAGGAAAAUCGGUCUAAUAAUGCCAGCCUAUGUGGCUGGGGAGGGCAAACCUGUGCCAUACACCCCAAGACACAAUGAGGAACACAUAACUGCGGGUAAAUACCACCCUGUCCAUAUCCGCCCCACCAGCAGCUACAUCGCACAAGGGGGGAGGGGCAACACGGACAUCAAGUCACGCCCACACACUGCGCAGCCUCAGCGGUCAGCUGGGAGACAGACCUCCCAGAUGGCCUCUAUUCCCAUCACUGAAGAGACCUGGAGGUCGAACCCUGCCAACCAGAGACCCCGAAGACCCAAGUCAGCACCGUCUAAGUACGAGAUGUCUGGGCGAUCUCCAGCCGUGCCUCGUCAACAGGUGGCCGGCAUCAUGGCAGAGAUGAAGAGCAGGAGUGCAGCUACCAGGGCCAUGCUUAGUCGCAGCAAGAAGCUGAACAACUACAUUGCCAGCCUGGCCUGGCCAAGUGCAUAACGAUACCCAGUGUGGCAUAGCUGGCCAAACAUUUAACGAUACCCAGGAUGAUCUAUUCUGGACUAAAUAAAUGUUACCAAGGUUGGACGUUGGAAAUCGUCUGCUGUCUGUCGUUCACUGUAAACAAGUGACACAGGUGCUCUUCGGAUUGUGAGAAUGAACAGGUAUAUGUGAGCAGAAGAUCCACUGUUCCUAGGGGAGUGGAGCUAGCUUGUGCUUCAUAGUGGCUGCUCCGGGAAUACAAACACCAGAGCCAGGUCUAAUGUCGGUGUCAUUGCUAGACCACCCCAGUUGUUGUAGAUGUGUUCAGGGCUGUCGGGGAACCACCCAUGGAGAGAUGUGUCCGGUAUAUCCAUAUGAUGUUUCACUGUCUUGUCCUACCUGUAUAUAGUGAUUUUCACAAUGACUGAUUGUACCAGUGGACACCAGAGACAGCAACCCACCCCUGUGUUUUGAUAUUUUAUUAAUUUGCACUGAUUACAGACAACAUACAACAGACAACAGACAAAUAUUUUCUUGUGUGAUUUUUUUUCAGUUGUCAUCAAAUGACCAGUGCCCAUGUUACUGUUUGGGGCGUCCAACAUGAGACUGCCUGGUUUCUUGUAGAUGUUAAACUGUUAGUUGGUCCAGUGUGCCUUUGUCCAAGGGUCGAAGGCCUGAACGACAAUAAAUUUGUAUUACUUGUCA